GUUUCUGGAAAAUCACUAUAAAAACGAGGAGAGAGAAAGUUCACUUGUACUUGUACACCGUCGAAUUUUGGGGUUGAGUUGGUGUCAUCAUUGUGUCAACAUGACAAUGUGGAGGUCUUCUUCCACUCUACGAGCUUACGUCACGCGAACACUUUCAUCGCCGGCAAUACGCCGCCGCAAUUCGCCGGUGUAUAUUACUAGUGGCGGCGGUGUCUUUUUUGUAAACUCUCCUUUGAUAUCGCCGGCGGCUUUCGUCACUCCGACCGCUGUGCUUUCGUCGUCCGGUGGCAUUUUCAGGCCCAAUACUGGACUCUAUUCCGACAAGAGGAUAAACCUGAAGGGGUACGCAUUGUUGUCAACUUCAUCUGGUGACGUAAAUGGAGCAAAGCAGGUCGUCAAGCAAAAUAUUAGCCGGGAUGCUAAAGUUGAUCAAAUUCCAGAUAUGAAAAUGUUAACUACCCUGGUUAAGUACUUAUGGUCAAAGGAUAAUCUUGAAUUUCGUUUCAGGGUCAUAGCAGCCUUAGGAUUCCUAGUUGGUGCUAAGGUUUUGAACGUUCAGGUGCCUUUCUUGUUUAAACUUGCAGUUGAUUGGCUUACAACUGCAACUGGAAAUGCCAACACUCUUGCUUCGUUCUCAGCUGCCAAUUCAUACAUGCUUGCUUUUUUUGUUAGUCCAGCUGCUGUUUUAAUUGGUUAUGGGAUUGCACGAACUGGUGCUUCAGCUUUCAAUGAACUACGAACUGCUGUAUUUUCCAAGGUAGCUCUGCGGACAAUUCGUUCCUUAUCACGGAAGGUUUUCUCACAUUUGCAUGACCUUGACCUCCGAUAUCAUUUAAGUCGAGAAACUGGUGGUCUGAAUCGAAUAAUUGAUCGUGGUAGCCGUGCUAUAAACUUCAUUCUCUCAUCUAUGGUGUUCAAUAUUGUACCUACAAUUUUAGAGAUAUCUAUGGUAUCAGGUAUAUUGGCUUAUAAAUUUGGAGCUCCUUUCGCAUGGAUUACUUCCUUGUCAGUUGCUGCAUAUAUUGCUUUCACGCUGACCGUGACGCAGUGGAGGACAAAGUUUAGAAAAGCCAUGAAUAAAGCUGAUAAUGACGCAAGUACGAGGGCCAUUGAUUCACUUAUUAACUACGAGACUGUCAAAUACUUCAACAACGAAAAUUUUGAAGCUGAAAAAUAUGACGAGUUUUUGAAGAGGUAUGAAGGUGCUGCGCUGAAGACUCAACGAAGUCUUGCUUUUCUCAAUUUUGGCCAAAAUGUGAUAUUCAGCACAGCUUUAUCAACUGCUAUGGUCUUGUGCUCAAACGGUAUACUGUCUGGGCAGAUGACAGUUGGUGAUUUGGUUAUGGUUAAUGGCCUCCUCUUUCAGCUGUCACUUCCGUUGAAUUUUCUUGGUAGUGUAUAUCGGGAGACAAUCCAGAGUCUUGUUGACAUGAAAUCGAUGUUUCAGUUACUAGAGGAAAAGGCUGAUAUCAGUGACAAAGAAACUGCGAAGCCUUUGGAGUUGAAGGGGGGUAGCAUUCAGUUUGAUAAUGUACAUUUCGGUUACCUUACCGAAAGAAAGAUACUUGAUGGGAUAUCAUUUGUCGUACCAGCUGGACGAAGUGUGGCUAUUGUUGGCACUAGUGGAAGCGGCAAGUCAACCAUUCUCAGAUUGCUCUUCAGAUUCUUUGAUCCUCAUUCUGGACAUAUAAGAAUUGAUGGUCAAGAUACAAGUGAAGUAACUCUUGAAAGUCUCCGGAAAACUAUUGGUGUUGUGCCACAGGAUACGGUACUUUUCAAUGACACAAUAUUUCACAACAUCCGUUAUGGUUGUCUGACAGCAACAUCAGAGGAGGUGUAUGAGGCUGCACGACAAGCAGCAAUUCAUGAUACUAUUAUGAAUUUCCCUGAGAAGUAUUCAACUGUUGUAGGGGAAAGAGGCCUAAAGUUGAGUGGUGGUGAAAAGCAGCGUGUUGCGUUAGCUCGUGCGUUUCUCAAGUCUCCUCCCAUUCUGCUUUGCGAUGAAGCUACAAGUGCACUAGACAGCACCACAGAGGCGGAAAUUUUAAGUGCAUUGAAAUCACUUGCGAGCAAUCGGACCUCCAUUUUCAUUGCUCAUCGGCUUACAACUGCAAUGCAAUGUGAUGAGAUUGUAGUUCUGGAAAAUGGAACAGUAGUCGAGCAAGGGCCACAUGAGGUUCUUCUGUCGAAGGGUGGUAGAUACUCUCAGCUCUGGGCUCAGCAAAACAGCACUGGUGAUUUUGUUGAUUCAGCUAUCAAGUUGUAAGCCAAGGUAAAAAUGAAGUACUAGCAUUUAAGCGGUGAUCAUUUGCGGGCUUGGACGGGUAGCGGGUCGGGUCUAGGCUUACUUUUUUGUCCAACGUGCCUCGAAAGACUGGCAGAUCAUAUUAACGCGGUAAGGACUAUGGAAGAAAAAUGAAUUUUCUUUUGCAGCUUUCGCAACCUUUAGUUUGUUGUACUAUGUAUAAAAAAAUUAGUCUGUUGCACGAGGUUAAUUUAAUACUCAGUACAUAAGAUUAUAGGAAUUGUUUUUCAGUUAAAAAUAAUUUUCUGGGGGAUGCGUUGAUUAUUUUGGUUGAUUGGAAAUUUAGAAGUUUUGCUUUGACUA
Molecule: messenger RNA, 2608 nt
Organism: Spinacia oleracea (spinach)
Lineage: Eukaryota; Viridiplantae; Streptophyta; Magnoliopsida; Caryophyllales; Amaranthaceae
Product: ABC transporter B family member 25, mitochondrial
Exons: 20
Coding region: 101-2266 (721 amino acids)
Biological process (GO): intracellular iron ion homeostasis; transmembrane transport
Cellular component (GO): mitochondrial inner membrane
Molecular function (GO): ATP binding; ATP hydrolysis activity; ABC-type transporter activity
Source: RefSeq, a predicted model, not a curated record